AGUUUACUCCUCCGUUGAUUUCAACCUCGCGGCCGUCCCCGUCGAGCUCCCCCGCCGCCGGAGCAAAGAUGGCCGACGACAGCGCCUCCCCGUCGCCGUCCUCGGCCUCGCCGCUCCAGAACCACCGCGACGGAAUCAAGUCAUCAGUGCGCAACACAGCAGCCAGCCGGAGGAGGGAACAAGCUAUUGCAAUUGGGAAGGAAAGACGAGAAGCCUUGAUCCGUGCAAAGCGUGUGUGUCGAGCUCCACUUUCUGGCAGCAAUGAGGCUGAAAUGGAAGAGGGUGAUAUGAUGGUUGAUGAGGGGAAAGCAUCUCUUGAGGCAAAGACUGCUAAUACUGUUGAAGAAUUGAAAUCUGCUUUGUCAAACCAGGGGAAAGGUGCUCAGAAGAAGAAGAUAGAGGUGCUUCGUGAUUUGAGACGCUUGUUGUCACAGCCUGAAGUACCUCUAGUUGAUGCUGCAAUUAAAGCAGGAGCGGUUCCUCUUUUAGUGCAAUAUCUAUCCUUUGGAUCAUCAGAUGAGCAGUUGCUUGAGGCAGCUUGGUGCCUUACAAACAUAGCAGCCGGGGAACCAGAAGAAACAAAAUCCUUGCUGCCUGCUCUACCAUUGCUUAUUGCUCACCUUGGUGAAAAGAGCUCCACACUUGUUGCUGAGCAAUGUGCAUGGGCCAUUGGUAAUGUUGCUGGUGAAGGAGUAGAGCUGAGAAGCACAUUACUUGCACAAGGUGUUUUGCAGCCUCUUACCCGUUUAAUGCUAUCCAAUAAGGGUUCUACAGCAAGAACUGCUGCUUGGGCUAUGUCAAAUCUCAUCAAGGGGCCUGAUCCGAAGGCUGCAAAUGAACUUAUUAACGUUGAUGGCGUGCUAAAUGCAAUCAUAAUGUACCUGGAAAAGGGGGAUGAAGAACUAGCAACUGAGGUGGCAUGGGUUGUGGUCUAUCUUUCAGCACUUUCAGAAAGAGCUAUCACAUUAAUAGUAAGAAGUUCCGUGCCUCAGUUGCUGAUUGGGCGACUGUUCUCAUCUGAUAACUUGCAGAUGCUCAUCCCGGUACUUCGGGCUCUGGGAAAUCUUAUAGCCGCUGAUGACUACAUGGUUGAUUCAGUCCUACUUGUUGGAAACAAUAUCAUUGAUCAAGCAUUGUCAGGUCUUAUAAAAUGUUUGAAGAGUGAUAACAGGGUUCUCAGAAAGGAGGCAUCAUGGGCUCUGUCAAAUAUAGCUGCAGGCAGUUUUGAGCACAAGAAACUGAUUUUUGUCAGUGAGGCCACGCCUCUGCUGAUACACCUCAUCACCAGCGCACAAUUUGACAUCCGCAGGGAAGCAGCAUACACCUUAGGAAAUCUGUGUGUUGUCCCUACUGGAAAUUGUGAACUCCCAACAAUAAUUGUGGAACAUCUAGUAGCUAUCGUCGAUGGCGGAGCCCUUCCAGGAUUUAUACAUUUGGUCAGAUCUGCUGAUGUAGAUACUGCAGGGCUUGGGCUUCAGUUCCUAGAACUGGUGAUGAGAGGGUACCCCAAUAAGCAAGGCCCAAAGCUUGUGGAGAUGGAGGACGGCAUCGAGGCCAUGGAGAGGUUUCAGUUCCACGACAACGAGCAGAUGAGGAACAUGGCGAAUGGGCUGGUCGACGAAUACUUCGGCGAGGAUUAUGGCCUCGACGAGUGAGUGACAUAGCUGAAU
Messenger RNA from Oryza brachyantha (malo sina), 1670 nucleotides. RefSeq names its product importin subunit alpha-2. Gene Ontology annotation, molecular function: nuclear import signal receptor activity; protein binding. Gene Ontology annotation, biological process: NLS-bearing protein import into nucleus. Bases 69 to 1655 code for a protein of 528 amino acids. Gene Ontology annotation, cellular component: nucleus; cytoplasm. The record is from RefSeq and is a predicted model, not a curated record. NCBI's taxonomy places the organism in Eukaryota, Viridiplantae, Streptophyta, Magnoliopsida, Poales, Poaceae. The transcript is spliced from 11 exons.